AUGCUAAAAUCAAUUGUUUUAAUCAGUUUAAUUUGCAGUUCUGCUUGCAUGUUUUGCAAUUACUAUCCGAUGGAUCCAUUAUCAUGCAUUAGUAAAACCGAUGGAAUUAUGUGUAAUUAUUUAGUCUUAGCAGUAGGUCAAUUUAGUGUAUUUGAAAAUGCCUGUGUGCCUACCUAAAGCACCAAUUUAGGAUGUAGUCCGUAACUGAAUAAGAGGGCUUGUUUGAGUUAGCUCAGAAACAUAGAUGGGAACGAAGCGAAGUGUUAUUUUGGAACAAGAUGUAUAGAGGCAAAAGAACAUUACUUAUAAAACCUAGGAUGUUCAUCAUUAUUCAAUCGAAACUCCUGUGCAAAUGUUAAGGGAAAGACAUGUUAUUGGGAUGGGGUUUAUUGCCAAGAAAUUAAAAGCUAAUUCGUAGAGGCGUAGAAUUGUAAAUCAGCCUACAACGUACCAGUAACUCCUAGUGCAUGUGCUUUGAUUGUGGGAGUAAAAUGCAAAAGUGGUUUAUUCUAAAAUGAUUAUGAAUGUGAAGAUGUCUCAGAUACGGAGGUGAACACUCUUGGAUGUAAAACUGAAGGAUUGAACAAAGAGACUUGCCUGUAAAUUCAAGGAUAGAAGUGUAUAUUUGAAAACAACUAAUGUAAUGAAAGUGCUAAGAAUAAUGGUUGUGACGACUAUAUCAAUAAGGAUUCAUGUUUAGCCAUUGUAUCUUCUAAAAUUACUUGUGUUUGGAAACAGAAUAAGUGCUAAGUUCUAAUUUUAGACAAUCUAAAAACCUGCGAAGAUUAUGUGAAUGUGAGUCCGAGUGUAUGUGCCUCUCAAGAAGGAUACUGUUAAUUUAAAGAAGGAAAUUGUAUUAAGCCAUCAAUACACAAUUAAAAAUGCAAUGAUUUGGGACUAAGCAGAUUGAGUUGUUUAUCAAUAAAGGAUGAUAAUUGCACCUUUAUUAAUAAUAGAUGUGAAUAGUUGAAUGAAGUCCAAUUGAGUCAAAUAUCAUGUGAAGAAUUGAAUGAAGAUGCUUGUGUUAAUGUAAAGACGUAAUUCCAAUUCUGUAAAUGGACUGGGGAAGAAUGUGUUGGGAUGUUUAUUAACUAAGACAUUGAUUGUCCAAUCCAGAAUGAAAAUAGCUUAUUCAAAUUCAAUGGCAAUAUAUGCUAAGCCAUAUCUAAGCCAGGAGUCAAAUGUAAGUAUAAUCCUCGAUCUCAUUUAUGUGAAAAGACUAUUGAAAGUGACACUUGUACUACUCCAUUUUUAAAUCUAAAUGCAUGUGUAUCUAUCUUAAAAAAUGCUUGUUAAUGGACCAGUUCUGGGUGCAAGUCAGCUACAAUAAUAUAAGAACAGACUAGUUGCUUAGACCUAGGAUUUGCAAAUCAAAUAGCCUGUUCUUAAAUAUUGAAAUCUGAUGAAGAUGGUUGCUAUUAUGAUAUUAAUUCUUAAUAGUGUAGAUUAGUUAAUGAUUAAUUGUUAAAUGAGAUUAAAUGUACAGGAAUGGGAUUGAAUAGAAUAGGUUGUGCACUAGUAUUAACCACUGGCUAAUUGUGUAGAUGGUACAACAAUUAAUGCUAGCAGAUCAAACAUAAGAAUGACGUAUAGGCUAUAUAUUGCUUACAAAUGCAAUAUGUAAAUCCAGCCACUUGUGCUUUAGUAGAGGCUGGGAAUGAAGUCUGUAGAUAUGAAAAAAAUGCUAAGGGAUGUGUUAAUAGUUUGAAUACUGAGACCAUGUCAUGCUCAUUUCCUGGAUUAAAUGCUUAUGCAUGUGCUCAAAUUCAAUUAAAAAGUUGCUAUUACGAUAAGGAUUUAUGGUAAUGCAAGUAGAUCACAGUUAUUACUGCCAAUACAAUCGUAAAAAAAUAGACUGAUAAAUUGUUAUUGAAUUCUGAUUGCGUGACUAGUUCACCUACUCCUGAUGUUUGUAGAUCAAUUACCAAAGCAAGUGCAAAGUGUUCUUGGCUGUUUAGAGAGAAUAGAUGUUCGAAUUAAUAUGUUACAUUUAAUGAGAGUUGUUUGGAUUAUAAUUCAUCGUAUACUGGGAAGAGUAUAUUGAUUAAUGCUAAUGUGUGUGCUUCAAUUGAGAUGGAGCAACCUGAUUAUGAUGCUUUGAAGGGGCCAUUGAUAGAUAAAAUGAAAGGGUAUUGUAUAUAUGAGGGAGGUAAUUGCACAGUUUUCAAAGGAAUCUGUGGAACACCUUGUUGCAGUGAAUUUGUAGGUAUUAAUUCACAUGUUUGUGGCCGUUAUUCAACAGGACAAUAUUGUUAUUUUAGUAAUGAAUUAAAAUGCACAGAACUGACAAUAGACAUGGUGGAUAUUACGAUUGAGAAAUAAGUAAAAGACUAUUACAAUACACUGCAAUUAAAAUGUUCAUACAUGAAUAAGAAUUCUUGUCAUAUGAUUGAGUGGUCAACCCAAUAAAGAUGUUAUUUCAAUGGAAAUCUAUGUGUGAAUAUCAACUACAGUUUAUAUCCAAAUUUGGCCAUAUUCACUGAUGCUGCUGCCAUCCUCAAUAAGUAUGCCUGUUUAGCAAUUGAAGCCAUGAAAACAGAUGUUAAUUCUGCAUUGUUUUUUGGAUACGAAGGGAAACAUUGCAAGAAGGAUCCAGAUAUCAUAGAUGUAACAGAUUGUGGAUCGACUGAGUUAAAUAGUAAUGCUUGUUAAAUGAAAUAUCCUGAAAUAUAUUGCAGAUGGUCGAAAUCAGAAUUGAAAUGCCAGAGUGUAGAUUCCUAUUAUGUUGAGAAUCUAUCAUAUUGUGAUUAAAAUUUGAAUGAAUUUGCUUGUGUAAACAUCCAAAAAGCAAGUUGUUUCUUUUCUUAUUAGACACAUAAAUGCACAGAUGCACCUACCUUAGUAGAGUGUAAGUAUUUUGGAUCUACUACAGGUACUGUCAGUAGAUUGGCAUGUAUGAAUAUCAAAUUAGACGGUUAAAUCUGUGGAUAUGAUGAUAAAAAGCAUGUGUGUAAAGAUGUGAAUGCUGAAUCAGAUGCUUGUGAUUUGCCAGAUGGAAACUCAAUAGCUUGUUAUGCUAAAACUAAAGGAGAUUGCAGAUGGGACGAUAAGGAAAUGUUAUGCUAUGAAAAUGAUAAGCCACUCACUUAAUUAGGGUGUGAGGACAAUGUCAAUAUUGCAAUAUGUCUAAAAAUAACUACUUAACCAUGUGAAUGGGAUAUCCUGAAAUUAAAAUGCUUGAGAUUGAAGAGCAAUCAAUCCUAAUUGAUAGUAGCUGAUAAUUUGUACAAUGCUGAGGCUUGUGUGUAAGUCUUUGGAGCACCAUACAGAUAUGAUCCAACUACUUAUUUGUGCAGUCCAAUUACAGCUGCUGAUAUUUACAAGGAGUAAAAAAAACCUGAAGAUCCCCUAGAACCUAACAUCUUAUGUGAUGGCAGUAUGUUACUCAAUGUUGAUGCCUGUUUAUUCAGUACAAUGCUGUAGAAAUGCUAUUUUGACAAAGCCUAGAGUGCAGAUAAAAGAUGUUAAGCUUUUACUGGAAUUCAAACGUCUUGUGAUUCACCCUAUUAAAUCAGUUUAUAAAUGUGUGCAGAAGUACCAUAAGCAUGUUAUUUUGUUAAAUCAACUUAUGAAUGCAAAUACAUUAAAGUUGAAGACUCAACUAAAUGUAGUGAUUUAAGAGAUUAAUCAGAUGAAUUUUUAUUUAAUAAGAUAGCCUGUGCAUCUAUCAAUUAUGAAUUUGCAGAGUAUGGUGGAACAUUGCAAUGUUUUAAGUCUCCAGAUCCUGAUAGUUAACCCGAUCAAGAAUUCUUACAAUAAUGCAGAGUUGAGAAAUACUGUAAAUGGGACCAAUUGACCACUACAUGUUAACUUAUGUCUCUGAAAAACUUAGCUUGGUUGGAAGCCUAAGUAGAUAUCACAGAUGCUGAUGGAAAUACAUCUAAGGGAAUAAAAAGGUGGUGUGAAGAGGAAGUGAUUGAUUUCGACGAUGACUGCUCGAACAUAUAUAGUAAAGGAGCAUGUUUAUAAUUAUCAUCUGUGUGUGCAUUUGAUAUUCAAAUGGGAGGUUGUUUUGAAAUUGCUGGAAAUGAAAAAUAAAUCUUAUCAUGUGAAGAUGUCAUUGGUGAUAAUUGUUUAAAGUCCAGAAAUCCUAAUGCCCCAUGUAUUAUAGAUGAUUCAACAAGUAUAAUAUUUCCUAAGAUUGAUCUUUGUGAUGGAUAUCCUAAUAGUGAGGAAUAGGUGUGCAAGUAGACAGCACCUUCUAAAUGUAAAGAUGCAGAAGGACUAGGAAGAGUGAGUCCUAUUGUUUGUAGUAAAGUAAGUGAUAAUUGUUACUAUGAUGGUGCUAAAUGUUCUUCAGAUACAAAAAAGAAAAAAUGCAAUGAAACAUUCAGUUAACUUGCCUGUCUAUCUAAUGGAUGUGAUUUCACUUUAGGAUAUUGCCAACAAGUGUAUACAUCACCAUCUUUCGAUUAAACAUCUCCUUUUUAUCUUUAUCAAUGUCAAUACAUCAGUAAGUUGAGUGUGUCUAGUUUAGUCAAAAGACAAGCUUGCGUAUAAAUGGAUUUUCCUUGUGCAUUCUAAAAUGAAUAAUGUGUGGCAUCAGCAUAGGCUACUUGUUCAUCUCUUAAUUAAUUGCCAGUCACUAAACAAACAUGCAUUUAUUGUAUUGGUGGAUCCUAUGCUUAUGAUUCAACCACUAAUUAUUGUAAUUCAUUAGUGACACAGUAAACAGGAUGUUAGGAUGCCAACAAAGAUGGUUGUUUAAGUAUGACAACUGGUAAGAAUUGUACUUGGAAAAAUGGAUAAUGUGUGGAAUAAAGUGAUUCAGAUGUAUCAAAACUAAUAGAUUGUUCUUUAACAAAUUCAUAUGGGUGUCCCAAAGUUUCGAAUUCUUGUUGGAAAUCUCCAUCUACUAAAUUUUGUUCGAUGGUAGAUAUAUAUUCAACUUGCAAAUUAAUUAAGUAAUAGAAUGGAAAUAAGUUGGCAUGUAUAAUUAGUAAUUUGUAAUCAUGUCAAUGGCUAGACAAUGCAUGUGAAGAUUAUUCAUUAGAUAGUUUGGAUUGCACCUUGGCUAAUAAAUUUGGUUGUUUAAACUUAACCAAAGUGUCUUGUGGAUGGUCAGAAGAGGAUUAAAAAUGUUAUUCAAUUCUAUAUAAAAAACCAGUGGCAUCAUGUACUAAUUUCUUUGAUUCAACUAAGAAGAUGAUUAAAUUUAAUGCAAAGUCAUGUUCAGAAAUUAAAGAUGUUGCUUGUUUUAGAGAUAGAACUCAAAAAUGCAAUUCGAUUGGAAUUAAAGAUAAAAUAACAUGUGGAACAACAGGAUUAAGUAAAUUAGGUUGUUAUCUAAACUCAACUGGUUAUUGUUAAUUUGUUGAUGGACAAUGCUAAGCAAUUCCUGACUUAAGUAAAGUUACUUGUAGUUCUCCAAUCAAUUUAGUAGCAUGUUUCAGUCUUAAUUUGACUUGUAAGUCCACAAAUAAUCAAUGUCAGGAUUAUGAUGUGAGUGCAUUCACAACCAUUGCUUAGAUUACUAAGUUGGAAACAUUCCCAUAUUCACCCUCUGUUUGUUAAUAUUAUAAGGAGUUGGAAGGAAAACAGUUGAUAUUGAUUUAUGAUUCAGUCAAAGGAUGCUGUCUAAAUGGUGAUCAACCUAAACCAUUCAUUUAUGCUUGCAAUUCCCCAGGCUUAAAUGAAUUAACAUGUUUAAAAUAGACAAAACCUACUUGUCAAUUUGUGAAUGGUCAAUGUUCAACCUUAAGUAAUAAGACUAUUAAUGAAUCGAAGAUCUGUGAUCCCACAUUUAAUUGGAAUGCCUGUGUCUAAUUAAAAUUAAAAUGUAAGUUCUACUAAAACAAAUGUCAACCAGUAGAGGAUUCUGAAACUUGUGUAUCUUUGGCCAAUAUUCAAGCAUCUCCAUUGACAUGCUCCAGUAGAUUAAUUGAUUAAAAAGCGUGCAUUUUCGAUUCAGUUACUUACACUUGCAUAAUAUCUGCGUCUACUACUUUGUCUUGUACUCAGAAUGGACUGAAUAAAUAUGGAUGCAUCAUGAAGACAGACUUGGAAUUCUGUAGAUUCAAUGAUAUUACAAGUACUUGUAUUUCCACUUACGAAAACAAUUUAACCUGUCAACACUUCACAAAUGAGAACAAAUGUCUGUUUGUUAAGACUGCUAAACAGUAUUGUAAAUUUGAUAAUGGAUGUACAGCAAUCGAUCCACUUCAAGUAGUCUCUUGUUAUAAUUUGACUCCAACAAAUCCAAUCACAUGCACAGCCGCAGAGUCAGUAGCUUGUAAAUAUGACAGAGUUACUUAAAAGUGCGUUUCAGUACUUGCAGCCAUGGAUUUGAAUGAGCCAUAAUCUAAUAUGAUAUCAUUUAACAAAUUAGCAUGUAUGAAAUAUCAAACAGAUGGUAAAUAAGUUAUCUACACAACUGAGGGAUGUGUUGAAGUUGAUGUAGAAGACUUAGCUAAUCUGACAUGUGAUUAACCAGUAAAUCAAUUUACCUGUUCUUAAAUCACUAAUCCAACUCAAUAUUGUAUUUAUAAGGAUUAUAAAUGCUAAUUUAUUUUGCCAAAAGAUAUCACAGUGAAAUCCUGUGAGAGUAUCGGUUAUGUAAAUCAAUAAGAAUAUUGUGAAUAAGCCAAUGAUGUGCCUUGCAAAUUCAAUUCAUUUACAAAAUUAUGCGAGUAAAUCGAUUUGGAUUCAGACCCUAUUACUUCUUGUGUAAGAGGAAUAAACAAAUAAGCAUGUGAAUCUUUGGCCUCUUGCAGAUUUGAUUAGUUUUGUUUAGAAGCCGCAAAAAGUUGUUCAGGCAGUGCAGAUUGUACAAAUGUGAGUGCACAACCAUGCAAAUUAGACAAUAGCAAUAAUUGUGUAUUGGCAACUGAAUUAGCCACUCUGAAUUGUGAUAAAGUAGUGAAUAAAUUUGGAUGCAUAUAGAUUUCAACUCCUCUCUAAUAUUGUCGUUUUUCAUCAUCAAAAUGUUAAUAAGAAGAUCUAAUCAAAUUCAAAAAUGAGGAAUGUGAGAACAUUACCAAUAUCAAUUCACCUUACUUCUGUGAAUAACCAACUGACAUUGCCUGUCGAUAUGAUCAAUUCCAAAACAGAUGUGUAGAGUCUCUGCCCACUGAUAAUCUGGAUUGCAUCAGAGGCUUAAACGAGUACGCUUGUCUCAAAUACACCAAACCUACUCUAAGAUGCAGAUUCACUGAUUUUUGUUAUGGACCAACCUAACCGAUGUUCGAGUGCGACAACACUUUAUUUGAUUGUUGCAACAAGGCUCCUGAUAUGAAUACUUGUCUAUUGUAAAAUCUUCUGGAUUGCCAAUGGGAUGGCACCAAGUGUAUCAAAUACACCAAUCCAAUCACUACAUGCACUCUACUGAAUACUUCCAAACUCACUUGCAUCAAAUCUACUGACAAAAACUGUGUGUUCAAUCUAUCUACUAAGUCUUGUGUCUAAAUAGCAGAACCUACUUCAUGUGAUCAAUUGCAAUCUGCUGAACAAUGUUAGAUGGUCCUCUCAUUGCCCUGCAUUUGGAUCAAUGAACAGUGCAAGUAUCAUGAAUCCACUGUCUUUGAAUAAUGUGCAGAUAUCACUUCUGCCUUCGGAUCCAUGAGAGCAUGUCUCAAUAUUGUAAGAUCUGGACAAAUGUGUUAAUUUAAGGAAGGCCAAUGUUCCUCUUACUUCCAUGACUCCCCUCUAUGUCUAGAUAACAUCAAUAAAGUAGCUUGUGUCAGUUAGGCUACUACCAAGUGCUAUUGGAAAGUUGAAACUGUUCAAAUCAAAAAGCUCAAGACUUCUUAACCUAUACCUGUUCAAUUUGGCACUUGUGCUUCUUUUGUCGAUGAUAAAAUCACUCUUUGCAAUUAAAAUCUCAGUUAUUUAUCCUGUCUGUCUAUCACCACUCUGAAUUAAAAUUGUAAAUGGCUCAAUGGGCUAUGCAUUUCCAUACCUGAAUCUGAUUCUAUUGUUACACCUCAAACUCAUGCGCUUGCCAAUGUUAAUGCUUGUGCUCUUGUCAACACAGAACCUGUCUAUUAUGAUUCUAAACAGCACUUUUGUGUCAAAGUUUAACCUACUGAUUCAAUUGCUUGUUUGCCACCUACGCCGGGAUUAAACAUGAAAGCGUGUCUUACUAUCACCAACUAAAGAUGCAGAUGGAAUUUCGAAAAACAAUAAUGCGAAUUCUCAAAAUCUAAAAUUAGCAGGUAGCUUUGA
Molecule: messenger RNA, 8163 nt
Organism: Paramecium tetraurelia
Lineage: Eukaryota; Ciliophora; Oligohymenophorea; Peniculida; Parameciidae
Exons: 3
Source: RefSeq, a predicted model, not a curated record